UCACAAGUUAUUCGUGAUUCGUGACUUGUAAGUUAACAGUUAUCACUAGUUCACUAUGCCAACAAUGUCGAAACUUUUUUUUACUACAAGUAAACAUAAACACUCACACAUAUUGAAAGAUAUAAGAAAGACAAAGUAAGUUGACUUGUCAUGAUGAAAUUUCAUCAUCAUUCAUGAAAUGAUUUAAAAUAAAUAAUUGGAGUUAAAAGUUAACCUGUUAAACUAUGUCAAGAUGAAGAUCAUUAUUUCAUUCACAGUUUACUAAUUUUCAAUCAAUUCAAACUCAUCAAUAAACUAAUCGUAUGUGUAACAAUCAUCAUCAUCCAACAUCACCAUAAAUUACCAUCAAAUUUGGGAUAACAACAAUUAACUAAUUGUAUGAGUAUUUGUGUUGUACAAGAAGAAGGCAAAAAAAAAGUUUGUGUCUACUUGUUGGUUAUCAAUCAAAAUAUAUUUAUUGGAAUUGAAAUUUUCUUCCGUCUUCAUUUCAAAUGAUCAACAAAUUAUCACCAUCAUCAUCAUCAAAUAAUCACCAUGAACUCAACAAUUAAUUUUAAUGAUAUAAUUGAAGAUUCACUCGGCCCAAGCCGAGCAAUUUGCCUUCCAUGGUUAAUCCUAUUAUCUUUUGUCUAUGGAUUAAUAUUUGUCGCCGGAUUGAUUGGCAACACAGCUACGAUUCUUGUGAUACUACGUUUCAAAUACAUGCAAAGUGUAACCAACCUUUACUUACUCAAUUUGGCAAUUGCUGAUCUAUUAACACUUUGUGCAGCGAUGCCUCUUGAACUUUAUCAGCUUUGGCAUCAAUAUCCUUGGGAAUUGGGUGGAUUUGCAUGUCAGUUAAAAGUGCUGAUUCCAGAGACAACGGCAAAUGCAUCGAUUUUGACCCUGGUCACUUUUACCCUUGAACGAUACGCAGCCAUUUGCGGUUCACCCAAAACCCCACCACCGAACAUAAACUCAUCAAGUUCAACGCGAAAUCGGUUCACUAGAAACACUCUCGCAAUCUGGUUACUUGGACUUCUCGGUGCAUUACCGCUUGUACUUUACACAAGAAUCAAUUAUCUCUACGUGAAUGACCAACCACUUCAAGGGUCAGCUUGGUGUGGAUUACCUUUUAAUGAUCCCGAUCGAACUUGGGAAACAAUCAUGUUAUCAUCGACAAUCAUUUUCUUUAUAUUUCCAUUGUUAAUCAUUUGUCUUCUUUAUUAUUUCAUUGCGAUUACCCUUAAAAAAGCAACUCGACUCGACCCAAUCAGCAACAUCGAUUUGCACUUGAAUGAUCAACGAUGUUCACGAAAAAUAAUGCAGUCUCGUAAAAUUGUGAUUCGAUUACUUGUGGCCAUUGUAAUUGCGUUCACCAUUUGCUGGACACCCUUUCAUGCUCAACGAUUGUUAUUUUUGUAUGUUUCUCUUUAUUCCGAGUGGUCAAAUCAACUUCGCAGUGUUAAUCAAGUCCUUUUCCCGAUGGCAGGUGUAUUCUAUUACUUGAAUUCGAGUAUCAAUCCAAUUCUUUAUUCUGUCAUGUCCACGAGGUUUCGAGUUGCCUUUUCUCUUUAUAUUAAUGGCCUUUUCAACGGGACCCGAGGUAGAGACAAAUCUGUGGGAGGAGGUGGAAGAGGUAAUAAUAGUGAUAAUUCAUUGAUACUCAACAUGCCCGGAGGGAAAACACCCAAGAUCCAAUGGCGAUCACCUAAUUUCAUUGAUUCUUGAAAACAGAGUUUCUUGU
This is a messenger RNA of Panonychus citri (citrus red mite), 1726 nucleotides long. Its product is annotated as neuromedin-U receptor 2-like. Lineage: Eukaryota; Metazoa; Arthropoda; Arachnida; Trombidiformes; Tetranychidae. The record is from RefSeq and is a predicted model, not a curated record. Gene Ontology annotation, biological process: neuropeptide signaling pathway. Bases 535 to 1710 code for a protein of 391 amino acids. Gene Ontology annotation, molecular function: neuromedin U receptor activity. The transcript has 5 exons. Gene Ontology annotation, cellular component: plasma membrane.